AUGCACAUUGGCAAAGCAACCUAUGAUCUUUCAAAGACCAAAUAUGAUGCUGAUGAUGUUCACGGCUUGCAGGAGAGAUUGGAGCCUAUUGAUGAGCAAUACAAGGAGGGAAUCUUCGAUGAUCGAGACCGAGUCAAUUCAUCCGAUGAUCCAUAUGAACAUCUAGGACAAGGAGAAGUAGCUCAUGAACUUGAUCGUCUUCAUGAGCAGCAUCAUUACAUGUUGGAAUCACUGGAAUAA
Molecule: messenger RNA, 240 nt
Organism: Lichtheimia ornata
Lineage: Eukaryota; Fungi; Mucoromycota; Mucoromycetes; Mucorales; Lichtheimiaceae
Exons: 3
Coding region: 1-240 (79 amino acids)
Source: RefSeq, a predicted model, not a curated record